AUGGAUGGUGGGCUUAUCGGUAGUCUGGAUUCUGGCUUGUCUUCCUUCCGUUCGACAUACCCACUUUGGCUAGUGACCAUGAACGAAGGAAAUAGAUCGCUUUCGGCCUGUCUGCGCUGCAGGAGACAGAAGCUCAAAUGUGGCGGUCCCGGCAAAAUACCAUGCCAACGAUGCCGAGUGACCAAUGCUGAAUGUGUCUUCGUCCCUCCAAGGGCAGCUCAGCCGGCAUCAGCCCUAUCAGAUACCGAUGCCAAAACAGCCCUUCUUGAGCGGCGAUUGGACUUAGUGGAGCGACAGCUGCGACUUGAGAUUGAGAAUUUGCGAGCAGAGGUUGCCGGACGAUCUCAUGACAGCAAUGCAGUAUUUUCGCAGAGUUUGUUAUCACAGCGUGAACCAGCUGCCCUCUCAGUUGCGGAAACGGACACCUUAUCUUCUAACAUCGAUUCCCCCGUUAUCACUACCGAGAGUGAAUGGGAUGAGCUAUACGAAUUCUUUUGCACCAACUGCAGCACUGUCGUUUCUGUGAUAGAUGACCAGUUGUAUUCGCCUAGCGAAACUAUCAAGAAUCACCCAUUCAUGUCGGCUGUCAUAUGCGCAAUCGCCUCAAGGGCUGUGAGACCAGCAAAGUAUCAAGAAUAUGUCGCCGCCGUUGACAAAUUAAUUAUGCACACAUUUCAAGGGCCGGCGCCCGACCUGCUUGGGGUGCAGGCCAUGAUACUCUUCGCAACAUGGACCGGUCGGAUACGCCUAAUCGGCUAUAUUGUAUCAGUGGCAACUGAGCUAAAGUUACAUGAGGCAGCUAUCCUGAUAGGAGAUGAGAACACUGAGUAUACCCCUGAUCUUGUUGGGCGUGCGAGGACCUGGUUUACUUUAUGCUGCUUAGACUUGCAAACGAACAUCAGCCGGCCUUUCGUUAUUAACAACAUGAAGGAUUAUUUACCUUAUGCAAAGUACAUCGCCAUGUCUCCACAUCAUCGCCCCGUAGAUGACAGAAUUCGAGCCUAUAUCAAAGGCUUCACGAUAACUGGGAACCUAAAAGGGCAACUUAAAAGCUCCCAGCUGACAGCUAAACCUUUGUUGCAAGAGGUCAUCGAUCUCUUCACUUCCUCUGAUGAACAGGUUGAUCAAUGGUUCCAUGAAAUCAACAACAAUAUCCAUCCACUCUAUCAAACGUUCCCAGAGAGGCAGGAUCGAAACCGACUUCUUAUGCCAUUUGCCUUCAUGAAGCUCUAUAUCAACGGCCUAGCAUUGCAGGGUGUGGGGUCGGUGGAGGACUUGAGCGCAGAUCCAGCCCGAAUCGAGUUUAUUCAGCGAGCCUUGGAUAGCGCAAGUCUAAUAAUCCAGACUCAGUUCGAGUCCAAUAGGUUCAGGCGAGCAUUUCAAUACACAAUGGACUAUUUUGGCACACCAAUAUACUACGCCAUUAGCUUCAUUUUGAAAGCCAUUCCUUUGGCUUAUAAUUUUGUUGACUGCCAGCGGCUCCUGACCAGAGUACGACAAGCAGCUCAUAUGUUUCAGCAAGCAGGGGCUUUUGACGCGGCAAAUGAAUUACGACAAGGUGUUGAUCGAAUAGCAGCUUCAACUCAAACGGUUCUUAGUCCUGAGUCGCUCGAAACCCCCGGAAUCGAAAUUCACCUCAAUGGUUUGUUUGAUAUUCCGAGCUUUAUCGACGAGAUGGCGUGGGAUGAUGAUUUCCCCACAUUGGGCAUGUUUCCUUCUGUAUGA
Penicillium samsonianum is the source of this 1725-nucleotide messenger RNA. Its product is annotated as Zn(II)2Cys6 transcription factor. NCBI's taxonomy places the organism in Eukaryota, Fungi, Ascomycota, Eurotiomycetes, Eurotiales, Aspergillaceae. Gene Ontology annotation, cellular component: nucleus. The transcript has 8 exons. Gene Ontology annotation, biological process: regulation of DNA-templated transcription. Gene Ontology annotation, molecular function: transcription cis-regulatory region binding; zinc ion binding; DNA-binding transcription factor activity, RNA polymerase II-specific. The coding region runs from base 1 to 1725 and encodes 574 amino acids. The record is from RefSeq and is a predicted model, not a curated record.